Messenger RNA from Gasterosteus aculeatus aculeatus (three-spined stickleback), 4333 nucleotides. NCBI's taxonomy places the organism in Eukaryota, Metazoa, Chordata, Actinopteri, Perciformes, Gasterosteidae. The record is from RefSeq and is a predicted model, not a curated record.
GGUGUACUUCCAUGUGUGGCCACAAGAGGCUGCUGUGCGCACGUAGUCUUCUGUUUAUGGUCUUCUCAAUGAAACUGUAGUCCAGCCAAAGGUAAGGACAAGUAGUGACAUGGCGCAGUUACAUAAAGUAGGGAAGAAAAAAUAACAUAUUACAGCCUUUUUGAUUCGUAAAUCGGUAAACUAGAAGAUUAUACGGACAAAUUUUGAGAGCAGUUUGCCAACUGCAGCUUUUGUGGAGGUGUUUAGUAAGAAUACAGCAGACGAUGCCACAAAAGAGGAAGGCCGCCAUUUCUGAUCUUGAAGCGGCUCUCGCAGCGGACCGGAAGGACUCUGCAAAAGUCGACGUGGAGGCGAUUACUUUCAUUUGAACUCCAGAGCUGUGAUGGAGUUAAGGAAGCAGCUCAGAAAGGAAUUUAGCGCACUCUGAAUGCAAGCGGGGAGAGCUAGAAGCAGAAAAAGAAUUCCAGGAGCUUCGUUACCAUGUCAUUGAGAUUCAACCGAGGCACUUGAGCAAAAGCGCUUCCAUAAUCCAGGUGUUGGAUCUUCAACAAGAGGUUAAAGCUAAAGCCCAUCAGCUGCUGCUCCUACAGAUUGAUGUCGCAGCAGCUCCGUCCAGACAGAAGAAACCCAAAUAGGAAAAUGCUUCUGACCCACGAGAGCAAAGAAACCAAGUCCUCUCCGGUAGCACAAAAAGCCGAUGUGAACCAACUGCGACAGAGGACGUGGAAUCGAGAGCACACGUCAGCUCCGAUCACAUAGGUGAUAAAACAUUCGAGCUAAAGAUGACCUUCUGGCUCAGAAAGAGAAAAGAAUUUGUCAGCUGAGGUCUGAGCUGUGUGAAGGGAACGAAUACAUCAAUUAAGCUCCAAGACACACGCUCCUAUAUGUCGAUGUGAUGACAUUUACAUAAAUACAGCACCGACACCAACCGGCCGAGGCGGACGGCUGCCAAUCCGGAGCCCCCAGAACAAGUGUCUGCAUGUAAAAGGGGAGUUUUUCCAGGACGCCAUGCUUACUCACGGUGGGAGUUUCUCGUAACCAUAGUUAUGCAGGACACAAGCUCAUCUGAGACGAACGCUUUUUAGCUCAAUUACAAAAAACACAUUUUGCGUGCAUCAACAGGAUUUCAGUUUGAAAAACUUAAUGCCAUAAUUCUAACAUAACUCAAUACAGCCUGUUUUGUCACAAACGUUAAAUCAAUGCUAUGUUUUAUUUUGAAAACAGGAAAUGUGAUGUAAUUUGUCAGGUGACAGGAACCAGGAAGUCAAUGAAGAAUAUGGCUCAGAACUGCUGUUUGUAUUGGUAGCUUUUCAAUCCAGUUGAGUCUGCCUGCAUCCUAUACCUUUUUGAUAGCAUCGUUGUUUUACUCUUUCUCAUGUCAAUAAACCUGUGGACAACGGACCAUUGUCUUCAGAGUCGUGAUGUCAGAAAAGAGUUCGUCUAACUGCCAAGGUGUAUCGGAGCGCAUAUACCGAGGGCGGCAUAGUAAAACAACGCUUUCUACCGGGCAAGAUAACGCAGCCAACUGACAGAUGCUACUAACAACGUCAUCACACGCAACCAGUGGAUGACCAUCACAGCGGUGUCUAAACAGAGUCUCUCCAGGUCAUCAUCCGCCACAAACCUCAAGGAAGCAGCAACGCCGUCCCAUCCGGAGUGAAGAUAAGUUAUCUUGUGCAACGGAAUGAGAACACACGGAGGAUGUGAACCACUGAGAGCCUUGCUGUCUCUUAUGAGCUUCCUAUCUUUGUCAGCAGCACAUGUAUGUACGCUAUAUGUUGCGUACAUUAGCGUUUGUCCCCUGCUUGCUUGCUUGCAUGCUUGAGUUGCUGUUGAUCCUUGACGUGUUGUCUCUUCUAGAUUACAGGUAUUUGUACAACCACUGCCCGGGUCCGGAGUGGAACAUUAUCUGUAGAGGCUGCUGCGAGUAUGAUGUGAUUCGCUGUAAAUGCCCCCUACAGGGGACGCCGGUGGGCUACGCAGUGCCCUGCUGUCGCAACGCCAUCACUGAGUGCGACCCCUGCAUCAUACAUCCAGGCCUCCGGUGCCCACCCGCGGAUCAACAGAGGGUCUCCACUCGGGGGCCCGCGUCACUUUCUGUUGUGACCCCGGCCUUUGCUACCAGCCCUAUGAACUUAAAUAAUACUCUCACUGAAGAAGACAAGGACAGAGACAGGGCAAAAAACACAGGAAGGUGCAACGGAACAGAUGGUGAAAAACCUUUCAGCAAAACGAAAGAGAAAGGUCACAAAAACAUAACGGGUGAAAACGACAGUGUUGGAGGGGGAGAAAUAAGCACUGAGCACGACAAUAAAACUGCAGUCGACAGCAGGGAUAAAGUGGACAGUGAAGGGACAAACAACAGCCUGAAUACUGUCAAAAUGAAAGAACCCGGCACCGGAAAGCCACCUGAGAAAAACAAGGGAAGCCCAGACACAAAUUUCGAGACAGAAAAGACAGACAUCACAGAAAUAGUUGUGAUAAAAGACAAAGGACAGGUAGAGAAGGAAAGGAAAGAGGAGCAGGUGAAUGGAAAAAGAGGUUCAAACAAGGUCGGUCUGAACGACUCCAAGGUGGGAACGAACAUCAUAGCUGAGGGGGACGACGCAGCCAAGGGGGUUGAAUUGGAAAUGACAAAGAACCACACUGUCAUACGCGACACGAAGGACACACAGAAGGAAAAUAAUACCAAAGGUUCAGCAGAGCCGGGGAAGAAAAUCCUUCCCACUGGAGUUGACAUCACACAGUACAGAGCGGGAAGCGAGGAAAAUGGCAAAGCAAAGGACAAAAAGGAUCCUGCUGAGAAAAGCAGGCACGAGGUGGAGGGGGUCAGCGGGAACAAAGAAAAGGAAAACAAAGUCAAUCAAAGCUUCACUGUGUGUGGGAAGCAUCCGACCUUCGACCCAGAGAGGCCGGCAGAGGCUCACUGGCCUUGGCUGGCUGCCAUUUACCGCCGCUUCACCAACAGAGCCGGGACCAAGGUGACCAAGGCAGACGGCCAGGCAGGGUCCCCGAAGGUGGACUUCGAAGCAGGAACUGGCAGCUACGAUGGGGCUGCUAAAUGGCAGCUAGUGUGCAGCGGGGCUCUGGUGAACCAAAAGAGGGUGCUGGUUGCAGCCCAUUGUGUCAUAGAGCUGGGAAAGGUGUAUCCUCUGGAUGCAGCCGAGCUUAAGGUGGUGGUAGGGAAGCACUCCUGGGAUGACCGCAGGGAAGACAAAGGUCCUCAACACCUGAGGGUGGCCUCCGUCGUUGUUCACCCCAACUACGAUCCCCACGUCCUCGACUCUGACAUAGCUGUGGUCAAGCUGCUAGACAAAGCAAAGGUCAGCGAGAAGGUCCUGCCCCUCUGCCUCUCAGACCUCUCAGCCAGGGAGGGCGAAGGUCGGGCUCGUUCACCUUGCCGACGUGGUUCCCUACGAGCGGCAGUACGCCCGUAACGGCAUGCCAGUCAGCGUGCUCUGUGCCAGCCACAAGCCUCUAACAUAUGUCCCUCUGACACGGGGGGGAUCCUCGUCCUCCCCGCCCUCCCUGAGAACCGAGCCAGCAACAAGCAAAAGCCCUCUGUCGGCUCUAGGCAGGUGCAGGGGCAGAAGCGGAGGGCUGUGGAGGCUCAUGGGAAUGGUGAGCUUUGGCUAUGACCAAGGGGAGUGUGAUCCCGACCUCUACACAGUAUACACGCGUGUGGCCAACUUCAAAGACUGGAUAGAGAGCAACAUUACAUUAGAUUACAUUACAUUUAGCAGACGCUUUUUAUCCAAAGCGACUUACAUUACACUUUAAACCCAUGGCUUUUUUUCACAUUUUUGCCCGGGGAGCAAUUAGGGGUUAGGUGUCUUGCUCAGGGACACUUCGACAUGGAGCUUCCCAGCACACCUUCUCUAACCCCUGCGCCACGACGACCCCAACAUGAAAUAAAGAUGACCCUAUCUGCUUCUUACAUAUUUAAAAGACUUCAUAUCCUACAGCGCUCGCUUUUUUUCUUCCUCGUUUGCCUGUUUUUCUCAGUUUUUUUCGUCCUCCCCAACCUUCUUGCACUAAAGCGUUUCCCCAUUCGACGCAGAAGCACUGCAACACUGGAGAAUACAGUGCUCUAACUGAAGGGGGUGCUGACGCAUCAGAUGUGCUGAGCAUCAACAUCUCACUACAAAACUUCAGUGUUCGGGUCCCUCGGCCUUUUUCCGACUUGAACGUGACCGCCUGAAUUUGUGCACUCAUGUACUCGAUGGAAUGUAUAUAUUGCCUAAAAUUCAUAUGACUGAUGAGAUGUACAUAUUGUAUCUAAAGACAGAAAAAUCAUGAGGUUUUUGGAUUAAAUAUAAUGUAGGUAAAGCUG